Aspergillus mulundensis is the source of this 465-nucleotide messenger RNA. Its product is annotated as tRNA guanylyltransferase. Bases 1 to 465 code for a protein of 154 amino acids. The transcript has 4 exons. Gene Ontology annotation, molecular function: tRNA guanylyltransferase activity; magnesium ion binding. NCBI's taxonomy places the organism in Eukaryota, Fungi, Ascomycota, Eurotiomycetes, Eurotiales, Aspergillaceae. The record is from RefSeq and is a predicted model, not a curated record. Gene Ontology annotation, biological process: tRNA modification.
AUGAGUUGGAGGCAGGUUGAUUGUCAUAUCAAUAACCUCUACAACACCACGUUCUGGAUGAUGGUUCUUCGCGGUGGGAUGAGUAAUACGGAGGCCGAGAAUGAGCUGAAGGGAACGGUCUCUUCAGACAAGAACGAGAUACUGUUCAAGAGGUUCGGAAUCAACUAUAACAACGAGGAGGAGAUAUACAAGAAAGGCAGUGUCGUCUACAGACAGUAUCAACUCGAAGAGGCCAAGACGAAGGCAGAGUUGGGGUUCGAUCCGAAGACGCCGCAGGGCGCAGGGGACGAAGAGGGCGCUCUGCCACAGGAGAACGUCUCGAAGACACAGCAGGAGAAGCUCCGCAAGCUACGACGCAAAGCGCAGGUCGUUGUUGACCAUGUGGAUAUCAUCAAGGAUGAGUUUUGGGAGCGGAGGCCGUGGAUUCUUUCAGGAAAGCCAGGGAAGUUGCCUAUGGACGCCUGA